CCUCUCCCUUGUUAUUUAAUAUCUCUGUCCUCCGCUCUCACACCUAGUCACUUUAUCUGUCAAAUCAUGUCCCAGGCUGUGGAACUAACGACCCAUGACGAAAGUGCGAGCAACGUGCCGGUAAUUGAAAAUGUCAAGGGCGAGAAGACGAAGCCUGAACCUGAACCACUCAAUGACGUCCUUGCAUCUCCUGCUUCCGAACAGGCCAAUGGCGGAAUUAACGGAGCUGUCGUUGAUGAAGAGCACGUUGAGAAAGCAUCCAAAGCUGAGCCUGCCGCCGCUCUAACCGAGCAAGUGGUUAGCAGCCCGGUUCAAGAAACGGUGCAGCCUGAACAAGGGGUUCCUGUGAAGGAUGAAAAGGAGCUGAAUGGGAAUGCACUUCCCGAUGCUGGUCAAGCAAAUGGUGAUGCUAAGGGACAUGUCAAGCUUCCUGAAAGCGACACCGUCCCUGCUAAGCCAGUGGACGAAAAGGAUGAUUGUGUUAAGAAGCCUGCCAGGAGGACGAGUAGCGCACUAUCGAGCAUCGUUGAAAAGACAAAAUCAACAGUGAUGUUCCUCCCAAGAGGCCGAACCUCCAGGAGGACUGCGACUCCCCAUGGCGGUGGUCAUCAUCAAAGCAGUAACGGAGGUUGCACUAUAUUCUGAAUCAUUUGACUAUGCAGUUUGGUUCACACACUCAUUACUUGCUUUCGAUUCGCUAUGUUAUCAACGUUUCGCAUGCAUUCGCACCUUUUGACGCAUUUUCGUCUGUAUUGUUAGAUUUGUUAUCUCUUUAUGCAUUCUGAUUUAUUUACUUUUCAUUAUGACGCAAGUUGCGCGUGGAGGUACUAUUUAUUGUGCAACUUGAUCUGCAUAUUCUGCAUUUUACGAUUUUAUUUUAUUUUAUUUCCCCCAUCCUACACCUUGUUACUCAAACGUCCUACCAAAACACAUUGUCAUUUCCCGAAAGCUCAAGUUUGUACAGAGCUUGUAGCAGAUACACCUAGAUAACGAGUAUGUAGCGUCUCUAAAAUGAUUAUUUUACUU
Fomitiporia mediterranea MF3/22 is the source of this 1026-nucleotide messenger RNA. RefSeq lists its product as uncharacterized. The transcript has 4 exons. NCBI's taxonomy places the organism in Eukaryota, Fungi, Basidiomycota, Agaricomycetes, Hymenochaetales, Hymenochaetaceae. Bases 67 to 645 code for a protein of 192 amino acids. The record is from RefSeq and is a predicted model, not a curated record.